Molecule: messenger RNA, 2087 nt
Organism: Poecilia reticulata (guppy)
Lineage: Eukaryota; Metazoa; Chordata; Actinopteri; Cyprinodontiformes; Poeciliidae
Gene: tti2
Product: TELO2 interacting protein 2
Cellular component (GO): cytosol; nucleus; TTT Hsp90 cochaperone complex
Source: RefSeq, a predicted model, not a curated record
UUUCUGUUUGUUCAGUUUUUUAUUUUUUCAUAAUAAUUGUUAUCAGCUGGACCGUCUUUAUAAAGGUUCUGUUUAAAUCCUGACCCGGUCCGGUUUUCCUCCCUGAGGUCCAGAUUCUGGUUCGGUACCAGCAGGACUCCAGUUCCUGCUCCGUGUUUCCUCCGGAACACCAGGGGGCGGCACGGCGCUCCUCUUUAAGCCGGAAGUUUUCACCGGAAGUUCCCGCCAGCUGUACGCAUGUUCGGCUCGGCCAGCAGAAACCGAACUGAAACCGAACCGGAGCGGCUUCUGGUUCCGCGGAUCCCAGGAUGGAUCUUUCACCUCUUCUUCAUGACCUUCAUCUCUCCUCCUCCUCCUCGGAGAAGCCACGCCUCUCUAAUCCCCUCCCACCAAUCACAGAGCUCCUCUCUGAGCUGCAGAAGAAGCUGAUUGGUGCGGCUGAAAGCAGCCCUCUGAUUGGCCAGGUUGAGCGUCUGUUCCAGGCUGCAGAUCCUGAUUGGCUGUUCCCUCCGCUGUUGGAGGACCAGGACAGCAGGUGGGCGGAGCUUCAGGCAGCGUACAGCUCAGUGAUCAGUGCUCUGAUUGGCUGUGCCGCGCUGCCGGUCUGCGAGGAGGACUGCGGUUCGUUAGACGCCUCAGCCUAUCAGAGCGUCCCGAGGCGCGCUGCCGCCGUAAGCUCCGCCCUCACAGCACUGCUGGGGAACUGGGAGGAAGGGGGCGGAGCCAGAAGAGCCAGGCUGCUCCUCGCUGUGGCUCCGCCCAUCUACCUGUUCUCUGUUACACAUUUCCAGGACGAGGUUUGGACCAGCGCCGCCUCCAGAACCGCAGCGCGGCGCCUUCAGGGGGCGCUGCUGAGGGCGGGCGGAUGGAGAGACUCCGCCCACCUGCUGGCGGGGGAGGAGGAGGACAGGUGCAUUCUGGGUGGAGUCCUGGAUAUCCUGCAGCCUCAGCUGACCAGGGAGUCAUGGCGACGGUGUGCCGCCCUGAAGCUGCAGUUCUCCUGGACGCUGCUGCAGGUGACCCGCCCCUUCCUCUCCCCCUUCCUGCCUCGCCUCCUCCCCCCUUCGCUCCUCCUGAAUGACGACUACAGGCCGGAGAACUGCAUGCUGGGAGUUCGCUGUCUGCAUCACGUCGUUCUGAACACGCCCGCUGCAGACCUUCGUCAGUUUAACAGAGCCGAGGUUCUGUACCAGGCUCUGUUCAGACACCUGUACACGAGCGAGGCCGCCGUCAUCCAGCUCGUCCUCUCCUGCCUGCUCGACCUGCUGCUGGUUCUGGAGAAGCCCCCCUCCUCCGACUGCCGCAGGAAGCCAUGUCGCCAUGACGACGUGCUGCAUCUGGUUCUGACCCACAUGGAGGCGGAGCAUAAGGUGGAGCUGCGGCGCGUCUACGCCUCGGCCCUGCCGCUCUACGUGGAGAGGGUGGGCGUGGCCGUGUGCAGACACCUGAGGCUGCUGGUGCCGGUGCUGUUGGGUUACCUGGAGGUCGGGGAUCCGCCGGAGGAGUCGGUUCGGCUGAAGAUGCUGGAGGUUCUGCAGUCAACCAUCAGGUUGGCGUGGCCACGGAUGGCGAGCCGCGCCGAUGCGCUGCUGCGCUCUUUGCUCCGGCUGCUGGUCGACGUCUCUGCAGACCCGGGACUCAGCGACUCGGUCCGGCUGCAGCUGAUGGAGGGAAGCUCCGCCUCCCUGCGCCUGUUGGACGCCGCUACGCAGCGACGCGUUCAGCGGCUCCUCCUGCAGGUCGACAGCCGCCACUGCAGCCCUCAGGUUCUCUGUUGCCUGGCAACCGUGACAGCAGAGCGAGAGCACACCUGAAGCACCUGGAGGCGGAGCUUUAAGAGACCGAGCAGCACAAACACCUGAACCGAGCCGGAGCCGAGUCCGAAGGUCGGCCCACCAGAACCGGAACAAAACGGAAGGCUGGGGACUCGCUUCCUGCUGGGUCACUUCCUGCUGGGUUUUCAGAGUAAAACCCUGAAGGUCAGAUCAGUCCUGGGGAGGCAGAAGGACCCAAACAGGCCCAGAGGAUCAGCUGCACAAAUCGAAUGUUUUUUGGUUUCACGCAAUAAAGUUUUUCUGUAGAUCUUC